Molecule: messenger RNA, 4923 nt
Organism: Equus caballus (horse)
Lineage: Eukaryota; Metazoa; Chordata; Mammalia; Perissodactyla; Equidae
Gene: ASIC1
Product: acid sensing ion channel subunit 1
Biological process (GO): sodium ion transmembrane transport
Cellular component (GO): plasma membrane
Molecular function (GO): ligand-gated sodium channel activity
Source: RefSeq, a predicted model, not a curated record
GUUUUGAGGGUACCCCAGGUUGGUUCCCAGCACUCUUCACCUGACCCAGGACCCUGUCUCUGCUCUGAUCUCAGUUUCUUCCAUUCACCAGCAAAGAAUUUGUCGAACUCCUCUCCUGGACUCUUGGGGAGUGGGCACGCUGGGAGGGGGAGUGGUGAUCUGCCAGGAAGCUUUUCAGCUGCAAGAGACAGGGUCCCUCCCCCCAGUGCCGGGAAUUGGCCAUAAAUGAGUCUGUGGUCAGUGAGAGACCUCUGCUAAUGGAACCUGGGCUGCCCCCCAAGCCACAGAAGGGAGUGGAGGAGGGGAAGUGACUGGAGUGCAGCUCAGCGUGGGGGAGGGAACUGACCUGAAGAAGAGCUGAGGGUCAGGGGAGUGAGGGGGCAUAAAUGGGGUCAGGGACAGGCUGGAGCGAAAUUGGAGGUCAUGGGAGUGACUACAGGGGAGUUAGGGGCUCAAGAAGUAACUGAAAGUAAAUCAAGGUCAGGACAGUGAUUGGAAGGGAACUGAGGAUCAAAGGAAUACUUACAGGGAAACUGAGGUAUAAGGGUGUAAUUGGGAGAAUUGGGGGGUCAAUGAAAUAUUGGGGCUGAUUAUGAGUCAGGGGGAGUUAGAGAUCUGAGAGACGGCCAAGAAAGUGUGGGGGCUCAGAGGAAUGACUAAACCCGAUAAGUGUGAGGGAGAGGACCCAGAACUGGGAUGGGCAGACUGAGGGACCUGCUAAGGAGCAGACUGGAGGAUGGGAGAGAGCUCGAGUGUGAGCGUCAUGAGGGAAGGGCAGGUCUGUUGUUGGCUGAAGUUGUCUUGGCAGUGGGAGCAAAGGACUCUGCUAGGUCCCAUCUCACCUGCAGAGGUGGGUACCAGGAGCCCCUAGGCUUUUCCAGGGUGUCCACUCUGUCUUCAACCCUCUCUGUCCUGCUGAAGCUGGUGAGAGGAAAGGGGUUCCGGCCCCCCCUGCUCUCGCUCAGCCUCCCUUUCCCACUGCCAUCAAUUAUUCAUCAGCCCAGCCACCCGCCCUCCCUGGCAGGGCAGGCUGGUCCUCCUCUCCACGCCCCGCCUACCUCAGCCACACUGCCACAGAGGCCCUGGCGAGGAAGGACGGCCAGCUGGGCGGCGGAGACCUGGCAGAAGGGCUGGCUGGCUGGCCCUGCUGGACCCUGCCUGAGAUCGCAUCUCCUACCCCUUCUCCUGCCAAUCCCCUGGUGCCAGGAAGCCCCUGGAAAAGAUGCCCAUCCAGAUCUUCUGCUCUGUGUCAUUUUCCUCUAGAGAGGAGGCCCCGGGGCCCUUGGGAGAUAUUUGGGGUCCCCACCAGCAGCAGCAGCGGGACAACUCAGAAUCAGAAGAGGAGGAAGAAGAGAAGGAAAAGGAGGCAGCAAGGAAGGAGGCCAGAGAGGGGGAUUCACCCAUGGACUUGGUGGCCUUUGCCAACAGCUGCACCCUCCACGGCGCCAGCCACGUCUUCGUGGAGGGGGGUCCAGGCCCAAGGCAGGCCCUGUGGGCAGUGGCCUUUGUCCUGGCACUGGGUGCCUUCUUGUGCCAGGUAGGGGACCGCGUUACUUAUUACCUCAGCUACCCACAUGUGACUCUGCUAGAUGAGGUGGCCACCACGGAGCUGGCCUUCCCGGCGGUCACCCUCUGCAACACCAAUGCCGUGCGGCUGUCCCAGCUCAGCUACCCCGACUUGCUCUACCUGGCCCCCAUGCUGGGGCUGGACGAAAGUGAUGACCCCGGGGUGCCCCUCGCCCCGCCGGGGCCUGAGGCCUUCUCUGGGGAGCCCUUUAACCUGCACCGCUUCUACAAUCGCUCCUGCCACCGGCUGGAGGACAUGCUGCUCUACUGCUCCUACUGCGGGGGGCCCUGCGGCCCUCACAACUUCUCAGUGGUCUUCACACGGUAUGGAAAGUGCUACACCUUCAACUCGGGCCGAGAUGGGCGUCCACGGCUGAAGACCAUGAAGGGUGGGACUGGCAAUGGGCUGGAGAUCAUGCUGGACAUCCAGCAGGACGAGUACCUGCCUGUCUGGGGGGAAACUGACGAGACGUCCUUCGAAGCGGGCAUCAAAGUGCAGAUCCACAGUCAGGAUGAACCUCCCUUCAUUGACCAGCUGGGCUUUGGCGUGGCCCCAGGGUUCCAGACCUUUGUGUCCUGCCAGGAGCAGCGGCUCAUCUACCUGCCCCCGCCCUGGGGCACCUGCAAAGCUGUUACCAUGGACUCGGAUUUCUUCGACUCCUACAGCAUUACCGCCUGCCGCAUCGACUGUGAGACGCGCUACCUGGUGGAGAACUGUAACUGCCGCAUGGUGCACAUGCCAGGAGAUGCCCCAUACUGCACUCCAGAGCAGUACAAGGAGUGUGCGGAUCCUGCUCUGGACUUCCUGGUGGAGAAGGACCAGGAGUACUGUGUGUGUGAAAUGCCCUGCAACCUGACCCGCUAUGGCAAGGAGCUGUCCAUGGUCAAGAUCCCCAGCAAAGCAUCAGCUAAGUACCUGGCCAAGAAAUUCAACAAGUCUGAGCAGUACAUAGGGGAGAACAUCCUGGUGCUGGACAUUUUCUUUGAAGUCCUCAACUAUGAGACCAUUGAGCAGAAGAAGGCCUAUGAGAUUGCAGGGCUCCUCGGUGACAUUGGGGGCCAGAUGGGGCUGUUCAUCGGGGCCAGCAUCCUCACGGUGCUGGAGCUCUUUGACUACGCCUACGAGGUCAUUAAGCACAAGCUGUGCAGACGAGGGAAGUGCCAGAAGGAGGCCAAAAGAAGCAGCGCGGACAAAGGCGUAGCCCUCAGCCUGGAUGACGUCAAAAGACAUAACCCGUGUGAGAGUCUCCGGGGCCAUCCUGCCGGGAUGACGUACGCUGCCAACAUCCUACCUCACCAUCCGGCCCGAGGCACUUUUGAGGACUUUACCUGCUGAGCCCCGCAGGCCACUGUACCAAAGGCCUAGAUGGGGAGGGCUAGGAGAGCAAGGGGGCCCCCAGCUGGCCCCCCACAUCUGCCCUGGGGACUCACUCCCCCCUCCCGAGGCAGCCCCCCACUCCUGGGCAGUCCUUUCCUCUUGUCUGUGGUGAGGAAGGAGUCUUGACCAUAGAGUCCUCUCCCUGCCUCUAUCCCAUUCUUUUUAUUUUUAACAAAACUAAUCUAAAAGAAAAACUAAAAAGAGAGAAUGGGGCAAGUGACCUCAGGCUGCCCCUCUCUGUUCCAUGCUGCCUCCGUCAGCUCCCAGCCUGAAUUCUGUCCAUCUGGCUGUCUGUCAUCUGAGUGUCCAACUACAUUCUGCUGCCACCAGUCACCAAAGCCCCCUCCCAUGGGGGGGUGGAGGGAAUCCUCGGGGUCUAGAACUUGGCCCCAAACUAGAGAAUGUACCUUGAAGGGGAGGGCUAGUGUGGGGGGGGCUUCCCCAGCCUUAAGAGACCCUCUCAGCCCAGUGACCCCCCCCCAACCCCAAGUCUCCAGGCAGGAACUAAGACCCUAGUCCCCCCUACAUAUACCAUGUGAAGUCUCUUGGGAGGUGGGGGUGAGAGAUCCCCUGAAGAAGUAGAGUUGGGGACAAGAUGUGGCCCUGGUGCUGUAGGCCACAUCCUGAUACCUACAAGUUCACCCCCACCCCAGAGCUGCUGGAGAGAAAUCCCAAGAGGCAGCCCUCCUCUACCACCCAUAAAAGAUCCAGCUGGUUGGCUUCCAGCUCAGGGAGAGGGGCACUGGUGCCUAACCUCACUGGUCCCUCUCCCAGGGGCCCCUGCAGAGGGCCACAUCCAUAAAUUUUCUUAUGGAACUCUCCCAAGUCCUUUUCCCCAACUUCAUUUGCUUCUCUCAACAACCUCAUCUGCAUUUUCUAUUUCUAUAUAAUACAGACUCUAUAUUGCUAUAUCUCUGUAUAUACUUUCCCCUAACUCUGUCUGUCUCUACCCCAUCCCCUCUUGUCUCUAAGAACCAUCUUCCCACCCUUAGUUCCCCUUUCUGUGUUUCUGACCCCUCCCUGGUCUCUGAAUGCCUUCGCCUGUAUAAAGAGUUGGACUCUCUCCCCUGGUGUCUGUACUGUGUACACACAUCCCUCUGAGAAGCACAAGGAGACGACACGCGCAUUGUAACCUUCGCACUGUCUCGGUGGCGACAUAAAGGAAGCUGUGAAUCACAAGCUCUGCCUCUUUCUGGCCUCACCCUCUUUCCCCAACCUGGGCACCCUCUGCCCUCCCUGCAGCCUUAACAUUCCCUCCCCUGCUCCACCCACCCCAAUGCCCUUUGCCUGGCUGACAGUGGCCUCCCCAGGGAAGGGGUUGCUGCAGAGAAACCCCCACCCAGGGGAUGGAGAUCUGCUCUGUACACUAAGCCAAGGGUAUCAGAGACAGAGGGAGCUGUCGAUUGGUAACUCCUGCAGCUGGAGCAGUGCAGUGCUGACAGGCAGAAGCUGAGGUCCUCAGUCAGUGGCCUUUCCCUCCUUCUGGGUGCACAGCCCCCUUUCCUCACCUGACACCCAAGCCCUUUUCCUCACUUGAUACCCAAGCCCACCAUUUAUAUUUUCUGGUGAGGUACGGUUUGGUAGUGGGAGGAAAGAGACAGGCGUAGAGGGGAGGUUGCUCUUCUGUCCCUCCCUUCCUAUGAUAGUGAGAAACAGUGAGGUAGAGGGCCUGCCAUGCCCCCUCCGCCAGGCACUCCUCCCAGGCCAGAGUCCUGCCCCUUCCCAGGCCUUCUCUGCCUAGCUGUCUCUUGGUCUCCAACCCCAGAACAGGACCUGUGGUAGGUCACCUGUGCAUUGGCCUGGUGCUGGAGAGUGAGGCUAUCGGAUCUUUGGGAACUCUCAGUUCAUAGGAGUUCCUUAGAAAUCAGACCUCUCCAGAAGGAAGCAGGAGCAAGGCCAAGCAGUGUGCACGGAUAGGGAACAGCAGGCAGGGCUAUGAGUGACGCAUGCCUCUGGUCUAAUAAACUGGGUUUGAACCA